GGUCCCUUCAACCGGGCUCUGCUCUUGCCUUCUCCACACUUGUUUGAUUUAUGAGGAAUCCAAGAUGAAUCUGGAGCAGGAGAGGCCAUUCAUCUGCAGUGCUCCAGGCUGCUCCCAGCGCUUCCCAACAGAGGAUCAUCUGAUGAUUCAUAGGCACAAGCAUGAAAUGACUUUGAAGUUUCCCUCAAUAAAAACAGACAAUAUGUUAUCAGAUCAGACUCCGACCCCAACGAGAUUCCUGAAGAACUGCGAGGAAGUGGGACUCUUCAAUGAGCUGGAUUGCUCCCUAGAGCAUGAGUUCAGGAAGGCUCAGGAGGAGGAGAGCAGCAAGCGGAAUAUCUCGAUGCAUAAUACAGUUGGUGGGGCCAUGGCAGGGCCUGGGGCUCACCAGCUUGGCAGCACACGGAUGCCCAACCAUGACACCAGUGUUGUGAUACAGCAAGCCAUGCCGUCACCCCAGUCCAGCUCUGUCAUCACACAAGCACCUUCCACCAACCGCCAGAUCGGGCCUGUUCCAGGCUCUCUAUCUUCUCUGCUACACAUCCACAACAGACAGAGACAGCCCAUGCCAGCCUCCAUGCCCGGGACCCUGCCCAACCCUACGAUGCCGGGAUCUUCUGCUGUCCUGAUGCCAAUGGAGAGACAAAUGUCAGUGAACUCCAACCUCCUGGGAAUGCAGGGUCCAAAUCUCAGCAACCCCUGUGCUUCUCCCCAAGUCCAGCCGAUGCAUUCAGAAGCCAAAAUGAGGCUGAAGGCCGCGUUGACUCACCACCCUGCUGCCAUGUCAAAUGGGAAUAUGAACACCAUGGGACACAUGAUGGAAAUGAUGGGCUCCCGGCAGGACCAGACGCCGCACCAUCACAUGCACUCCCACCCACAUCAGCACCAGACACUGCCAGCCCAUCACCCCUACCCACACCAGCACCAGCACCCAGCUCACCACCCCCAUCCUCAGCCUCAUCACCAGCAGAACCACCCGCAUCAUCACUCCCACUCCCACAUUCAUGCACACCCAGCACAUCACCAAACCUCGCCACACCCACCCCUGCACUCCGGCAACCAAGCACAGGUUUCACCAGCCACACAGCAGAUGCAGCCAACCCAGACAAUACAGCCGCCCCAGCCCACAGGGGGGCGCCGGCGAAGGGUGGUGGAUGAGGAUCCGGAUGAGAGGAGGCGGAAAUUUCUGGAACGGAACCGGGCCGCCGCCACCCGCUGCAGACAGAAGAGGAAGGUCUGGGUGAUGUCACUGGAAAAGAAAGCUGAAGAACUCACCCAGACAAACAUGCAGCUUCAGAAUGAAGUGUCUAUGUUGAAAAACGAGGUGGCGCAGCUGAAACAGUUGUUGCUAACACAUAAAGAUUGCCCAAUAACAGCCAUGCAGAAAGAGUCGCAAGGAUAUCUAAGUCCGGAGAGCAGCCCUCCCGCGAGCCCGGUCCCCGCUUGCUCCCAGCAGCAGGUCAUCCAGCAUAACACCAUCACCACGUCCUCGGCGGUCAGCGAGGUGGUGGGAAGCUCCACCCUCAGCCAGCUCACCACUCACAGAACAGACCUGAAUCCGAUCCUUUAAAAACCAGGGCUCAGACCUUGCCUCCAAGAAGAGCUGCCGCGUCCCAUGCGUCCUUUCCUUGAAGGGCAUUUUUAGAAUUAACUCAGACCUGGAAGACUCCUCAGCUCUUCAGAGACUGGCUUUCGUUUUUACAGUCAUCAUGGAAAUGUUGUCUUUUAUACUUAGUUCUAUGAGAAAAAAGGGAGUUAUGCAAUUACUAUCUAUCAGCUUGGGAAAUGCUUUGGUGCUUUUCUCCAGUUUUCUGGUACCAGUUACAUGUUUAUAAACUGAAUGCUUUCUGUAUAUAGUCAUGGUUUCAUUAGCAGUCCAACCCUUUGCCUGAGACAUUGACUCUUGUUAAGCCGCAGCUUAUAGCCAAAAUGAGGCAUGCUUAGGUGUCAACAGAUGCAAGGCAACUGGGUGAGAUGUCUGAUGACAUCAUAGUCCGUGUUGAGCUUGUGCUGUGAUGUCACCAGAAUCCCAGAUAAACACAGAGCCUUUUCCACAGCUUUGUUUCUCUUACUAUAAAAAGCGUAAGAUCCAUUGGUGUCCAAAUAACGCCACCAGGCAUCUCCCCACCCCUCCUGCUCCCCUUGGCCCACUUCCUCCAAUGCCCACUUCCUUCUCCGUUUCCACUCCUUGCUGGGCUCCCUGUUUACUCUAUAUCUUUACUUUCUUCUGCUUUAUUUUUCCCCCUUGAGCAUUGCAUGUAAAGAAGAAAAUAAUGUUUAAAGAAAAAAAUAAAAGCAAACCUCAGCAAUGUGGACCUAGCCAUCGCUUCCCUUGCCCUUGACCCGCAGCUGGAGUUCAUUCAACUCGUGCUUCUUACAAAAUAGUAACCAGGAGAUGUUUAAUGUGCCUGAUUUAAUGUUUUUAAUAAUCAGAGCAAAUAAAAAGUGGCUUAGCCAUAGGUGAAGCACUGUUGAGUGCCAGCUGUGGAGACACUAGGGAAGGGAGCCGUGUAAGCCUCGAUUGUGAAAGUCCAAAUCAUGAUGCGAGGCUAAAACAUCACACCCUCAAAUCACAGCUGGUUUUAUAUGG
Messenger RNA from Myotis lucifugus (little brown bat), 2590 nucleotides. RefSeq names its product cAMP responsive element binding protein 5 (gene CREB5). The record is from RefSeq and is a predicted model, not a curated record. The coding region runs from base 65 to 1570 and encodes 501 amino acids. Gene Ontology annotation, biological process: regulation of transcription by RNA polymerase II. The transcript has 11 exons. Lineage: Eukaryota; Metazoa; Chordata; Mammalia; Chiroptera; Vespertilionidae. Gene Ontology annotation, molecular function: DNA-binding transcription factor activity, RNA polymerase II-specific; cAMP response element binding.